Molecule: messenger RNA, 1925 nt
Organism: Quercus lobata
Lineage: Eukaryota; Viridiplantae; Streptophyta; Magnoliopsida; Fagales; Fagaceae
Product: purple acid phosphatase 15-like
Exons: 8
Coding region: 140-1750 (536 amino acids)
Molecular function (GO): acid phosphatase activity; metal ion binding
Source: RefSeq, a predicted model, not a curated record
UUUUGCUAGUUCAGUGUUAUUCACUUAUUGUCCUCUCCAUGGCUAUAGUAUUGUGCUCUCUCUCUGUUAGUUCCAAACAGCAUCCUUAAAAAACAACCGGUUCUGGGUUGUUGCUAAUCCAUUCAGAUAGAAGCUACAAAUGGGUUUUGCCUCAAUGUCUGUAAUUGAACUUGUUUUGGUGCUUUCACUAAGCUUCUUUCAUGGUGGUGAGGGUGUUCUAUCUACACUUGAUGGACCUUUUAAGCCUGUCACGGUCCCUCUUGAUAACUCUUCUCGUGGGAAAGCGGUGGACUUGUCAGACACUGAUCCGGUUGUGCAAAGAGUUGUUGAAGGUUUCGAACCUGAGCAAAUUUCAUUGUCUCUCUCUGCAACCUAUGACUCUGUGUGGAUUUCUUGGAUCACAGGUGAAUUCCAUAUCGGGUACAACAUAACAUCAUUAGAUCCUAAAACUGUAGCAAGUGUUGUUCAAUAUGGAGUGUAUGGAUUGCCAAUAACUGAUGAAGCAACGGGUUAUUCGCUUGUUUAUAAUCAACUUUAUCCUUUUGAAGGCCUUCAGAACUACACUUCUGGAAUUAUCCACCAUGUUCGCCUCACAGGGCUGAUGCCCGACACACUAUAUCAGUAUCAAUGUGGAGAUCCAUCAAUAUCAGCAAUGAGUGAUAUAAAUUAUUUCAGGACAAUGCCUGUUUCUGGACCCCAUAGUUACCCUAGCAGAGUAGCAGUGGUGGGGGACCUUGGUCUCACAUUCAAUACCACAUCAACUGUGGACCACAUGAUCAGUAACCAUCCUGAUCUUGUUCUACUGGUUGGUGAUGUUAGUUAUGCUAACUUGUAUCUCACAAAUGGAACUGGGUCUGAUUGCUACUCUUGUUCAUUUUCACAAACUCCCAUUCAUGAAACUUAUCAGCCACGUUGGGAUUACUGGGGAAGGUACAUGCAGCCUCUUGUGUCUAAAGUUCCAAUAAUGGUGGUAGAAGGGAACCAUGAAAUUGAACAACAGGCUGAAAAUCAGACUUUUGUUGCUUACAGUUCUAGGUUUGCAUUCCCAUCUGAAGAGAGUGGAUCAUCAUCCACAUUCUACUAUUCUUUUAAUGCAGGUGGGAUACAUUUUAUCAUGCUUGGUGCCUACAUAUCUUAUAACAAACCAGAGGAUCAAUACAAGUGGUUGGAGAGAGACCUGGCUUCUGUUGACAGAGAAGUUACUCCAUGGUUGGUAGCUGCGUGGCAUCCACCUUGGUAUAGCACCUACAUGGCACAUUACAGAGAAGCAGAGUGUAUGAGGGUAGAGAUGGAAGACAUACUGUACAAGUAUGGUGUGGACAUUGUAUUCAAUGGACAUGUUCAUGCCUAUGAGAGGUCAAACCGAGUAUAUAACUACACUCUGGAUCCCUGUGGCCCCAUUCAUAUUGUAGUCGGUGAUGGAGGUAAUCGGGAGAAGAUGGCAAUUGCACAUGCUGAUGAAGCUGGGAACUGCCCAGAACCAUCUACAACACCAGAUAAAUAUAUGGGUGGGUUCUGUGCAUUCAAUUUCACGUCAGGCCCUGCAGAAGGUAAGUUCUGUUGGGACCAGCAGCCAGAUUAUAGUGCAUACAGAGAAAGUAGCUUUGGUCAUGGGAUUCUAGAGGUACAAAAUGAGACUCAUGCUUUGUGGACUUGGCACCGUAAUAAGGACAUGUACAACCUUGCUGGAGAUGAGAUAUACAUUGUAAGGCAGCCUGAUAGGUGCCCAGUUGAUUCGGGAGGUACUUGAAUUUAGGAAAUCUACUUAGAAGACGCUCAAAGCUGUACUAUAUUUUCUAUUUGACCUAUUAGAUGACAAACCUUUUAGAAGACGCUCAAAGCUCUACUAUAGUCUUUUGUCAUUUUUUGCUUUCAAAUUGUACAACAUAAAAGAAUUCGGCCUGAAUGUAUUUAUUUUCUUUUCU